Baudoinia panamericana UAMH 10762 is the source of this 1263-nucleotide messenger RNA. RefSeq lists its product as uncharacterized. NCBI's taxonomy places the organism in Eukaryota, Fungi, Ascomycota, Dothideomycetes, Mycosphaerellales, Teratosphaeriaceae. Gene Ontology annotation, biological process: regulation of DNA-templated transcription. The transcript is spliced from 2 exons. Gene Ontology annotation, cellular component: Rpd3L-Expanded complex; nucleus; Rpd3L complex. The record is from RefSeq and is a predicted model, not a curated record. The coding region runs from base 1 to 1263 and encodes 420 amino acids.
AUGAGUCUUGCAUUGCCUGAGGACGCGGCAUCGGUGCUGGAGCAAUUUGUUCACGAUGUGGCGAACACACCUGCCGAAAUAACGCAUCUACUCGAGGAGAUACAAGCAAAGGACCUACAAAUUGCCGCUUUCAAGGACGAAAUUGCUAAGCGGGAUGCGCAACUUCAGAAAUGGGUUCGCGUCAACGGCGGCCACGUACUCAAUCCCAAGGAGGAAGCAUUCUCUAGGACGAUCAACGACUGCUAUGACAAGUGCGAGAUCUUGCAAGCUGAGAAGUGUGGCCUUAGUGAGAAAGCGUUAAUCGUGCUGGAGCGGCAAGUUAAACGUUUCGAUGUGGGCUUGAGGAGUCUAGCCUCCAGAGAAGAGUUCCCGUCUGACUGGAAUGGCCCGAGUCUGCUGUCCGGUGCUCCUACAGGUGUCAGCACGCCGGUGCCGAGUAUUGUAACGAGCGGUCCACUGCAGGCUGUUUCUGGAAAUGUUGGAACCGCCGGCGGAGCGCCGAACAUUGCGAAUGCUGCGCAACUCCGGCUGGCUCAGACGUCAGCCGCCGCUAGGACCACCCAGCAGACACCGACAGCCAACAUGACCCGCAGCCACCGCGAGGGCAGCACAGACGCGAACAAACGCCGGCGGCCGAACCCUACAUUAAGCACACUUCCUGCAGCAUCCAGCAACCUCCGACAAUCUUCGCUAGGGCCCGGCACGCCGAAGGCGGGUACACCGGCUCCAGUAGCGACCUCUUCUCGUGCUGGUUCAGCACAGCCAUCCCGUCCUGCUGCGGUGCAGAAGAAGGCCACAAUGCCGCAACCGAACCGUAAGCUCGCACCACCACAAGCUGCAGCUGCUGGCCGUAAGAGGACACGACCUAGCCACAAGAAAGGGGAUCGUAGGCGUCAACUCACCCGAGAUCGUGCAACACCAUCCACCAACGCCUCGAUUUCAGAUGGCGAGUCUGAUAGUGCUUCUCCCACACCGUCCAGCUUGCCUAGGAGCCAGGCGGACGGUGCAGGUGAGCGGCCAUCCCGUCAUGCUCAUGCUGCGGAGGACGAAGACAUGGACGGCGAAGACGACGAUGAUGCGGUCUACUGUUACUGCAAGAAGCAAAGCUACGGAAACAUGAUAGGAUGCGACAACGAGAACUGCAAGCUUCAAUGGUUUCACUGGAGUUGCGUGAACUUGAAGAGCGAGCCGCAAGGGGAGUGGUUAUGUCCCGACUGCAGCAAGCUCCCGAGGAGUGAGGUGACUUUGCGGGCUGAGGACUAA